Molecule: messenger RNA, 2523 nt
Organism: Cheilinus undulatus (humphead wrasse)
Lineage: Eukaryota; Metazoa; Chordata; Actinopteri; Labriformes; Labridae
Exons: 4
Coding region: 528-2162 (544 amino acids)
Molecular function (GO): GTP binding
Source: RefSeq, a predicted model, not a curated record
CAAAUGCUGUAGUUCUGUAGUUAAUCCUGAAUUAACUCUUUCCCUCCCUUAAAUAGAACCUGUCUGACAAAGAGAAGCAGGCCUAAAGACCUCCAACACACCAUGGAACCAUCUAAAGCAGGGGUGUCAAACUCAAGGCCCGGGGGCCAAAUCCGAACCAUGAUAAAGAGGUCACAUGAUUUCAGAGAGACUGGGGGUCUUCUUAGAAUCAGUGAAACAAAGUAAAAGGGUGGAGACGUGUUCUGUCAGAUGAAGUAUUCUGUUCUAAAAGUAACACUGGUUUACAAUGGAGGUCAGGGAAACAACAAACAGUGUUUUUAUUACUUCACAGCAGGUUAUAAAGAGAAUCAUGUCCGUUUAUGUCUGGGCCAUUUCUGUGAAAUCAUGUGACCUCUGAUCGCCCGCCCUCUGCUCAUAUAAACGCUGCUCUCUCUCUCCUCACCAUCAGAGAUCUUCAGAGACUGAGAGCUGAACACCAGAUCCAGAAAUCUCCGUCCUCCAUCUCCUGAAGAGACAUCACCAUAGCAAUGUACAAUUCAAACAGGUUUCACCACAUCAAGUGCAAACAGCUGAUCAGUCAAGGAUCUCCUGAGGUCUACCAGCUGACACCACCAAAGGAGACUAUUGGGACUCUAACCAGAAUAACUCUGGGUGAAAGAAAUGUAAAAGAGACAAACAAAACCAUCUUACUUGUUGGUGAAACAGGAACAGGAAAAUCUACUCUGAUCAACGCUCUGGUCAAUUACGCCAUGGGAGUGAGGUGGGAAGAUGAUAUCUGGUUUAAGAUUGUAGAGGAGAGAAGCAAUAGGCAGUCAGAGAAACAGGAGAAAGAUGAAGGUCAGUGUGUAAGUCAGACCUCAGAAGUGAUCGUGUACCAGAUCUUUGGUUUUGAGGAUAAAACUCUGCCCUUCUCUCUGACCAUCAUCGAUACUCCAGGAUAUGGAGAUACUAGAGGGGCUAAACAAGAUGAAAAAGUGAGCAAAAGUUUACUAGACUUGUUUCGCUCAGAGGGAGGAGUCCAUGAGAUUAAUGUGGUGGGUCUGGUAGUGAAAGCCAGUGACAACCGUCUGAGUGACCGGGUGAGGUACAUCUAUGAUUCUGUGAUGUCUCUGUUUGGGAAAGACCUGGAGGAGAACAUCGUCUCCCUCGUCACACACUCAGACGGAAUGAUUCCUAAGAAUGUUCUGAAAGCUCUCGAGGUGGCAAACAUCAAGUGUGCCAAAGAUGAAAAGGAUCAGCCGAUCUACUUCCUGUUUAAUAACUGCCUUGAUGAAAAAAGGACAGAAGACACCAGAGAAGACCUUGAAUAUAUAUAUAAAAAGACAAUGAAAGGAUUGAGACAGUUUGGAGAAUUUCUGGAUGAAAAAUCCCCCCGAAUGUUGGAGGGAACGGUGACCGUUCUGAAGGACAGAAUCACUCUGGAAGCCUGCAUCAAAAAUCUGAAGGAAAGAAUCGAGUUUAUCGAACCAAAGCAGAGAGAAAUCCAACAGGUGCAGGAGGCUCUGAGGAGACAUGAACAAGAGAAGAAGAAGAACGAGAACUUCUAUGAAACAUUUGAUGAGCCCUACAAAGACAAGGAAUACUUCAACGGUUGGAGGAAGGGCGAUCAAUUUGAAGGAGUCAUCUGCUGUUUAGUGUGUGAGGAGAACUGUCAUGAUCCAUGUGAGCGCGUCUCUAAACCAGGCAGCUGUAAGGUCAUGAAGAGAGGUCGCUGUGCCGUCUGCACCAAUAAAUGUCCUGUAUCGGCUCAUGUUAAAGAACAGUGGAGGUACGUGAUCAAGACGAGGAAGGUUCAGAGGACUCUUCAAGAUGUGAAGAAGAGGUUUGACAUGAGUCAAGCAGAAUGUGAGAAAACAGCGAGCCAGUUAGAAACCCUUCAGAAGAAAAUGAAUAAACUCCAAGAGGAAAAACAUCGUUGGCUGGAGGAUGCCUACCAACAUAUUCUCUCUCUGGAGCAGAUCGCCCUGAACACCAAAUCACUGUCCACUCACAUCCACCUGAAGUUCCUGAUUGAGAAGAUGAAGGAGAAAGGAGACACAGAGAAGGUCAGGAGACUGGAGGAGAUACAGAAACGAGAGGAUGAGGGAACCAGAGCAGGACUGAGCUACAUGGGUCGGUUCACAGCUGCUGCUGGAGCGGUAAUAGAUAUGUUCACGAAGUAAGAUCAAGGAUCAAGGAUAUCUUUAGGAUCCCAGAGGGGCCUCAAAGCCAGAAGAACCCUACAAACCAUUCCUCAACUAGAGGCAAAAAGUUCAGACAAUAAGACACAUUUCAACCCAUAUUUUUUGCCCUUUUUAAUUCUAAUGCACCACCUUUUGUAACCAUUUUGCCAGAUACUAGCCAUUGUGCCCCUUCCUGAACCCUUUCCACCAGUGUUUCUGCCCAUUUUGCUUGUCUUAGCCCAUUAUGGCCCAUUUUUUCACCCUCUUCACCACUUUUAAGUAUUUUUUGUGACAUUAAAGUUUUCAUUUAUGUGUGAAUCAAGAAUAAAAUGUUUUUCUAGUAAAGUGUGAUUUGAUUUGA